GAGGAACUUGAUUUAAAUCUGUGCAUCGCCAAGGGCAAGGAGCUGAGAACAUGGAUGGAGAGAAGUUUCAGCAGAAGGCUCUGAAGCAAACUAAGCAGAAGAAAUCCAAGUCGGCUGAAUUUCUGAUGGUUAAAGAGGACAGAGAAGCUACAGAAGGCUUUGGAAAUCCAGCUUUUAACAUGAGCAACCCAGACCUCUCAGCACAUCAGGCUUCAGAAGAGAAAAUUAUUAGACGUGACACACCGGAUCGCACCCUUGCAGCUCACCAACAAAAAUCCAGGCUGCCAGUCUCUGCAGAGCUGAAAGGAAAUGAAUACGGCAGAAAUUACUUUGACCCACUGAUGGAUGAGGAAAUAAACCCAAGGCAGUGUGGGAUGGAGGUCAGCAGAGAGGGUGGUGCUAAAAUUUUCUCUAAUCAAUUAAUGAAGCUGGUUGGUGGGAGUGGACAAGGAGAAUUUCAAGAUGAGAGCAACACAGAGGAGAUUUUGGAUUCUGAAGCACUCGCAAGUUCCCGUAAGAAUCAUGAGACCCACAAAAGUGCUGAUGAAGCCUCCCCCGAGUCCAUCAAGGAGUUUGAAAGACAUGCUCAGAAAGACGUAACUCUACUUGGAAGUUCUCCAUUCGAACAGGACUUGGAAUUUGAAGGAGAAAGACUUAACCAGUGCAUUCCUAUGUCAUGUUUAAAGAUGGACAAAACACCUAAGAACAGAGCUCCAAGUCAGCCAUUCAUAGCAGACUUACGUGUUUGUGAAAAACACAAUGUCACCAAGCUUGGUUCCUGCCCGGAAGUAACUCACAGUUGCCAGGGAGCAGAAGGAUCUUGCUGGAAGGUUGAGCAGUCUCAGUCGCCUCGGCUGCUUCAAAUACAGAUCAAAUGCAUCAGAGGCCUCAAGGACAAAGCUCCUCAAGGCUCUUAUCUCCUCAAGGUGUCCCUGCUCAGCCGACUAGGGGGCUGUGCCUUGCAGAGGUGGCAAACAGAGCACCUGAGGACCCGAACACGUCCUGUGAGGCAUGACGGCUUCUUCUACAACACGGGGCUAUAUUUCCACGAAAGUCUUUACAUGGGACUCCCUCAAAGGAAAGAUGUGAAACCUGGCGCAGCGUUCCUCUUUGAACUGUCUCUUCUUGGUGGGACGUCUGCUUGCACUGAUCAGGCUGUGGGCUGGGCAGCCUUUCCUCUGUGUGACAACAAUUUUGGUAUAGUGGAGGGAAAAUUCAAGUGUCCCCUUCUCCGAGGACGUUAUGAACAGACACUCAACAGUUUCAGGGAAAUUGAAGAUUUGAUUUGCUCGGACUUGGACCACUGGCUGUGCAAUCUCUAUUUUCAGGUAAUCCAACUUCCUUUGCAUUUAGAUGAUCAAAACCUGCAUGAAGACCAUACUCGGCUUUCCCCUGAAUUUUCCAUGUGUUUAGUGGCUGAAGCAGAAAAAGCAAACUUAGAUGUGAACAACGCAGUUGGCCUCUCAGAGAAAGAAACCCAGAAAAACAUUCGAAUGUCAAUGGAGCAUACAGCAGAAUCUGCCUUACACUCUUCUCGGGGGAGCAUUUCUAAUAAAACUGAUCCCUGCCCUACGGACUGUGAUCUCAGUCUCUUCAAAGAAGACCAUGAAUUACACUCGAAGGGAGACAGCCUGACCGGUCAUUCGGUGAAGGAAAAAUCAACUGCUUGUGGACCUGGAGAAUUUGAAGAUUAUUCUCAAGAUAUAUCUUACUUGGAAGAACUGGAGAAACACCAAUUUUCAGUUUGCAGUUUUUCAAUGGCUGGUACUGGUGGACCUGGAGGGCUCUUCAAGUAUCUCCACUUUGUGAGGGUGUCGGUGUUUUCAGAACUGCAGCUUGUGCAGUGGCAAAGCCAGGGCUUCUGGUGCACCAUCCUGCUGAUGGCUUCCCUCUGCUUCCUGAGGCUCUGCCUGCAUUACUUUGCCCAGUGGCUUUUCCUCCAAGCCAUCUCAACUCCUGUGACAAAAUUCCAUUUUUACCCCUACACAGUGGAGCUUUGCUACCCAACGUCUUCACUUAGCAUCUCAGAAGAGCUGGCUGUGGUCGUGGUGGGCCCUUUAAUGCUGAGUACAGUCAUAUUUUUUUUGGUUCUGAUCAGAUGGGGCUGUCAGCUGCUGUUUGCCUCCUGCCCUGAUAUCUUGUCAAAGUUAAUCAUUGCCAUGGGACUAUGGACAGUUCUAGACCCAUUGGCGGUGUUCAUAGUGGAUACUUUCCUGGGGCGACUUACACAUAAUGGGGAGGCUCCUAUAGCUGAUGCAGCGAAGCUCUACUGGAUGUUUGUAAGAGCACAACAGCCAGGAAUCCUGGGAGUCAUGAUCACCGUGCUGCUACACAUCUUCCUGUUUGUCAUUUCUUCCUUGAUUUUAUAUAUAUAUUGUCUCAGGUUGCACAACGACUCUUGGAUAUUAGACGCAUUUCAACGCAUCCAUAGUGAAGAGACCAAGUUCUUCGUACCAUAUGAUUUGGAGAUAUCCAAUCAGGAGCUAAGUUACAUAGUGAAAAGAUCUGAGCAGUGGAGAGGAAUCAACGGUGAAAGAAGGAAGGUGGCAGUGUAUGAUUACAUCAGGAAAAGCCACGGUAUCGAGUCCAGUGUCUCCAGCUGUGACCUCCCACAUCAUAAUGAAAUCUCUGGGUCUGCAUUUGGUCCAGGAGAUAUUACUUCUCACGUGUCUGUGUACACUGUUUAUCCCAGUGGGUUCCAAGAGCUCUACCGCCAUUUUCUCAGACUCCCUGGUGGCGCCAUUAUUGAGGUGUUUGGUGAUAUCAGUGCCUUGCAGUUUGUUCCGAGUGAAGUGACAGCAGCUAUUCAAGAGCGCAUAAAUGAAAUGGACACUGUACUCAGAGACUCCCAUGCUACAAACCCAAGAGACAGGAAAGGAAUCCAUUAAAGUAAAAAGGUGCUUUCUUCUGCUGGAAAUUGGUGUCCUCAAUGGAAGGAUGAGUAUAACUAAGAAGAAUCAUAUUUUCUGCUUUCUGAAGGGUGCUGAGAAACAUAUUCUGU
Molecule: messenger RNA, 3001 nt
Organism: Chinchilla lanigera (long-tailed chinchilla)
Lineage: Eukaryota; Metazoa; Chordata; Mammalia; Rodentia; Chinchillidae
Gene: Ofcc1
Product: orofacial cleft 1 candidate 1
Exons: 20
Coding region: 51-2888 (945 amino acids)
Cellular component (GO): perinuclear region of cytoplasm
Source: RefSeq, a predicted model, not a curated record